AUGAUCAAUCAGGGCCAGCAGGUUUGGAUACCCGAUGAAAACGCCUGUUUUGUCCAGGGCCAGUUCUUGGCCAAAAACAAGAUCAAAAAUAAGCAGAACGUGAUAGAAGAAGUGGGUACGAUACGAACAGGGGCCCAAGAAUUGGAUCUGCCCAUGGAUCUGAUCUCGCCAGCUAAUCCAAGUACGUUCGAUAAGAUCGAUGACAUGUCAGAACUGACGUUUCUUAACGAAGCGUCGGUGCUUUUCAAUUUAGAAAAUCGGUACGCGGAAGACAACAUUUACACAUACUCAGGUCUUUUCCUGGUAGCAAUUAACCCAUACAGCAAUUUGAGAAUAUAUACCUCCGAAUAUGUGCGUUUGUACCACGGGUCCCCCAAAGAGGAUAACAAACCACACAUUUUUGCUGUAGCGGAAGAAGCGUAUCAAAACCUGCUAACAAACAAGACGGAUCAGUCCAUUCUCGUGACUGGCGAAUCUGGCGCUGGUAAAACCGAGAAUACCAAGAAAAUUUUGCAAUAUCUGGCCUCCGUUACAACCAACGACAAAUUUGAGCCCGUGGAAAACCAUGAGAGUUUCGAACGCAAGAUUUUACAGAGUAACCCCAUUUUAGAAUCGUUCGGAAACGCGCAAACGGUACGAAACAACAAUUCAUCGCGGUUCGGCAAAUUCAUCAAAAUUGAGUUCGACGAGUUGGGCAAGAUUAAUGGCGCGCACAUCGAUUGGUAUUUGCUCGAAAAAUCAAGGGUAAUCCAUCAAAAUUCCAAGGAAAGAAAUUAUCACAUUUUUUACCAAAUGCUAGCGGGCCUGUCGCCCCAAGAACUACGCAAACUGAAACUAGAUUCGAAUUCAGUGAAAGACUACAGAUAUCUGCGUGAAUCGAAUGCGCGCAUUCCAGGCAUCGACGAUGCCCAGGAUUUCAAAAAUUUGAUGUCUGCCUUUGAGAUCGUAGGGUUUUCUCCAGCAGAGAUCGAUGCCAUCUUCAGGUGCAUCUCUAUAAUUCUUCAGUUGGGCAAUGUGGACUUUGUCUCAGAAAAGGCUGAACAGGCCAUUAUCAAGGGUAGCCUGGAUCCGCUAUGCGAGCUGAUGAACGUCAAGGCAAGUGAUUUUCAAACUGCCGUUCUUAAGCCGAGAUCCAAGGCCGGUAAAGAGUGGGUUUAUCAAGUGAAAAAUGCAUCCCAGGCCAGAACAAUCAUCGAUUCCCUUUCGAGAACUCUCUAUGAAAAGCUUUUCGCUUAUAUCGUGAGGAAAAUCAAUGCUAGUUUGGACCAUGGAUCCAUGACGGAAAAUUUCAUUGGGUUACUAGACAUUGCCGGUUUCGAGAUUUUCAAGAACAAUUCAUUUGAGCAGCUUUGCAUUAACUACACCAACGAGAAAUUGCAACAGUUUUUCAAUCAUCAUAUGUUUGUUCUCGAGCAAAGUGAAUAUUUGAAAGAAAAUAUUCAAUGGAGUUUCGUCGACUACGGCAAAGAUCUGCAAUCAACAAUUGAUUUGAUUGAGCAAAAGGGUAAAUCACCGGGUGUUUUACCUUUGCUGGAUGAAGAGUCUAUUCUACCUAAAUCAACGGAUGAAUCGUUCUAUUCCAAACUCAUUACAUUCUGUGAUAACGGCUCUUCUAAAUUUAAAAGAUCAAAAACAAACAGCUGCUUUGUACUGCGGCAUUAUGCCGGGGAUGUUGAAUACAAUAUCAGCGGGUGGCUGAAUAAGAAUAAAGAUCCCUUGAGCGACAAUAUGCUUCAAGUCUUGUCGUCGUCAACAAAUGGCCUUUUCGAAGAAUUCUUCAAUUCCGACGCAGAAAAAGUGAGCCCCUUCAAAACUGCUUCUCACAAGCACAGAGAACAGUUAUCAUCUCUUCUACAGCGCCUAUCUUCGACCGAACCUCAUUUUGUGCGGUGUAUCAUACCGAAUAACAAAAAAAAGGCCCGAGACUUUGAUCGGCGUCUGAUUUUAGAACAGCUUCGAUGUAAUGGUGUUCUUGAAGGCAUCAGAAUUGCUCGUGAAGGGUAUCCAAACAGAAUUUUUUUCAAAGAAUUCUUUCAACGCUACAAGCUUCUGGCCGGCUUCAGCCGUUUCGGCAAUAAUUCGAAAAAGAACUGCGAGACACUUUUAUCAUCAAUAUCUCUUGACCCAAGUUUAUACAAGGUGGGCAAUAGCAAAUUAUUCUUCAAAGCAGGAGUUUUAGCUGGUUUGGAACUUCGAAAGGAGGAAAUAAUAUCAGAGAUAAGCACCAGCUUCAAAGCCCACGUAAGCGGCAUGAUCAUAAGGCGAAAGUUAAAUCAGCAGCUUCAGAAAUUGAGAGCAGCGCAAGUGAUUGCCAUAGCCCUACGUUCCCAUACCGAACUUCUCAAGGAUGACUGGUACAAUAUCUUUAUCAGAAUAAAACCACUUUUAUCCACUUCUAACGAAAUGAUCAGGAGCAAAAAGAUUGCCGCCCAGAUGAAAAGCGCUGAAGCGGCUCUAGAAAAGCUGGAAUUGGAAAAUACUUCGCUGGUAGACGAAAAAAAGAAGCUUGAUUCCGAACUGUUAAAAUACAAAGACAAACUUUCCGCUGAGUGUAAAAACUUGGAAGAAACGUCUAUUGCUCUGAAGUCUGCUAAAAGCAGGGAGAGCGAGCUCAUCAGGCAGUUGGAUUUGCUCAAAAAAGAAAGUGAGAAUUUUGCGAAGGAUAAGGAGGAAAUCCAUGCUAAGCAUUCGGAAACAUCCUUGGAGCUCGAAAAGCUAAGGAAUGACAUCAGUGAACACCAGUCUAGCAUGCGGGACCUAGAAAAUUCGAGAAAAGAGGUGCUGAGUCGCUCGAAAGUCAUGGAAAAAGAAUUGGGUCGGGCGAGGGAAGAACAAUCCUCAUUUGCAUUGGAAAGAAAAACCCUUGAACAAGAGAUCACGUCCUUGAAAUCUGUGAUAGCACAAAGAGAAUCUGAGAUUGAAGGCCUAAAAGGUAAAUUGAAUGCUAAUGAUGAGGAAAUUGAAAAUAGCUUGAACUCUCUCGAGUCGAAGUUUCUUUCGACGAGUAAGAGACUAGAGGCUCUUGUCGAGGAGAAUAAAGAUCUGAAGGAUCAAAUUAGCGGUUUGAAAAAGUCACUGCUGGAUUCUCAAAAUAGCACUAAAACUAAGGAAGAGCAGGUUUCCAACCUGUCUCAAAAAUUGCAAGAUUUAAAUGGGCUAAUCGCUUCCAUCAACAAUGAAAAAGACUCUCUCUCGGAGGAAUACAAUAACAUUGUUGCUCAGCUGAGGGAUUCCAGAAAAGAACUCUCGGAGUACAAAACACGAUGCAGGGAAACGGAAGAUGAGAUUAAAAAUCUACGAAGCCGUAAAGCGGAAGAGGUUGCAGAAAGCAACGUCUCUGCCCCAAUCGAAAAGGCCCUCGCAAGUAAGUUGAGAACUCUAGAAGAUCAGCUCAAAAACGAAAGGGCUUUGAUCAAUUUUUUCAAUGACCGCUGGAUGGAACAUAAAGCAGGUACCACAGUGUCUAAAGAGGCCAUUGCACCAUUUGACCAAAACGAGCAGUUUGAUGUACCUUCCUCUGAUGAGUGGAAAAAUCUCAAGCUUCAGCUGCGCAAACUCUCCACUGAUCUCGAAAAUGAAUGUGAGCACAAGAAGGAAACUAUAUCCAGGCUCCGGUUCACAGAGACUCGCUUAGCAUCCGCAUCUUUCGAGAUUCAAACGCUGUCUGCACAAUUAAAGAGACUUAAAGACUUUCUACGGAGAAGUAAUAGUGAUGCUGAAAUUGAGAAAUUACUUGAUGAGAUUGAACCUGUUAAAUUCAAUCAUGAGAAGCUGAUUUUAGAAAUUGAAUAUCUUAAAAGUCAAUUAAAGACCGAAGCGCAAGCGCGGAGAGAUGCAGAAAAUGCUGCGACAGCUCUUCAUGGGAAAGUAAAGCGAAUUCACCGAUCAGAUUCAUCUUCUGAUAUUUACCGCCUUAAGUUUGAGGCUAGCGAAGAGAGAGUUCGAAUGCUGGAGAGCAAGCUACACUCAACGCCGCUGAGGGAGAAGCCCAACUUCAACAACGGGGAAAUUUUCACAAAGCGGAUGAGCAUUUCUAAAUAUGAGGAAGAUCUCAAAUUUCAUAAGCUUGAAAACUUCAAAUUACAAGAAGUCCUUCUAGCCACUCAAAAGGGCGCAAGCUUGCUCAAACGCGAAAUGCGGCAAUUGCAGAUACGAGAGACUUGUUUACUUGAACAAAUCGAUAGAUUAGAGAACGAUCUCUCUUCGACCGAAAAGCAGAACGAGGUCCUAGUCACAAGCGCCAAAGGACAUAAAGCCCAGUACGAUAGAUGUGCGAGUGACCUGCUUGAGACCCAAGCUCAGCUUAGGGACGUCUUGCACAAUUUGAAGCAGUCAGAAGGAGAUCUUAAGAAUAUGUCUGAAAUCAUCGAUCGCCUUAAACAGCAAAACAAGCAAAAAGACAAGGAAGUGUGGGAAAAAGAUGCCUAUUGUAGCGACCUCGAGUUUCAGCUUGAAGACCGGAAAAUCGACCUGAAUCGUGUCAAAAAAAUGAAUGAAGUACUCAAAAGUGACUUAGAUCAUUUCAAAGACCGGUUGAGAAAUGCCCGCGAAAGCGAAAGCUCAUCCGUUGAGCUCGAUCAGCUGCAGGAGCAGCUUUCAAUUUCAAUGAAAAAAGAAACCGCUUUGAACAAGGAGAUCUCGUCAUUGAAAUAUUCUUUAGAGACUUUAAAAGCCGACUCGAGUUCCAAGAUCGAUGAUCUUUUGGUUCAAAAAAAGCAUUACGAAGACUUGGUCGAGACUCUGGGCAGGGAAAGAGACGCAGCACUGCUAGUGCACAAUGAAGCCCAAGGUAAAAUCAAGUCGUUGUUGACACAGGCGGACUCGUUUUCUGAACAGAUUACUCAACUUUCCUCUGAAAAAGAAGCCUUAGGAACUCAGAUUGAGGAUUUCGCACAAAAGCUCACAACGCUUCAGAAUUCUCGUCAGAAAACCUUCGAAGAAAAUGACAACUUCAAAGCUGAAAUCAAAUCUUUGAAAGAGGCUCUCGAGUUACAGCGGCAACAAAAUCAUCGCGAUGGUACUCUUUUUGAACAGCUUCAAACGGACGCGACCUUCGUAAAGUCGCAGCUUGGGGAAGAGAAAACGCAGGCGAUCGCCUUAAGGGAAGAAAACGUAACUUUGUCGAAAUUAAAUGAGCAGCUCUUGAACGAGAAGGCAAAAUUAGAAGCUAAGCUUGCGGAUCAAAGCGAAAAAGAUGCAUGGAUCUCCAGGCUUCAUGAGCUUGAAAAUCUUCUUGGCAAUGAAGCCGACGAAAAAUCAGAGCUCUUGAAGAAUAACAAGGGAAUGGAAAGAACCCUUGCGGAUCUAAAGGCCACUAAUGAAAGACAAGCAAAGAUCAUUGGCACGGCUACUAAGGACAAAGAAUACUUCGUGACAGAGAUUACAAAAAGCAAUGAACAAAUUUCGAGUUUAGAGAGGCAUGCUUCGCAGCAGGAGGUCAAACUAUCCAUGCUAGAAAGAGACAACGUUUACUACAAGGAAAGGGUAUCUGAGAUAGAGAGGGAAAUUGACCUUUGGAAACAAAAGUAUAACGAUUUGAGUGAUCGGCGCCGCAGCGUCAAUGCCAAGUCUUACGAGGAGGUUUUUGUAUGA
Messenger RNA from Lachancea mirantina, 5592 nucleotides. NCBI's taxonomy places the organism in Eukaryota, Fungi, Ascomycota, Saccharomycetes, Saccharomycetales, Saccharomycetaceae. The record is from the annotation of a GenBank genome assembly.